GCUGACAUUUCCAAACACGCUCAGAUGUGCCAGGAUUUCGGGAGACCUCUCGAACCGCCCGCCGCGCUCCGCCGGGAGCGCCGCUCCGGAGCGGGAUGGACGACAGCAAACCCCUGAAGGUGCGGCUGGCGUUCUCCGUCAUCCUGGUGGGCAUCUCGCUGCUCUUCGCAGCCGUCGUGUCGGACCACUGGGCCGUGCUCAGCCCCAAGGUGGAGGAGUUCAACGCCACCUGCGAGGCCGCUCACUUCGGGCUAUGGCGGCUCUGCACAAAGCGGAUUUACAUGCAGGAGCAAGGCCCCAAGGAGAAGGGCUGCGGGCCCAUCAGCCUGCCAGGAGACCACAACUGCUCCUACUUCAAGCACUUCACUCCAGGAGAGACCUCAGAGAUAUUUGAAGUAACCACCCAGAAAGAAUACAGCAUUUCAGCUGCAGCCAUUGCCAUCUUCAGCGUUGGCUUCGCGAUCAUCGGGACGAUCUGCGUCCUCUUGUCCUUCAGGAAGAAGAGGGACUAUCUGCUGAAACCAGCAUCCAUGUUCUACACCUUUGCAGGUCUCUGCAUCAUCAUCUCCGUGGAGGUGAUGAGGCAGUCGGUGAAGAGGAUGAUCGACAGCGAGGAGACCGUGUGGAUCGAGUACAGCUACUCCUGGUCCUUCGCCUGCGCCUGCGCCGCCUUCGUCCUGCUCUUCGUCUGCGGCAUCGCCCUCCUCCUCAUCGCCCUGCCCCGCUUCCCCCAGAACCCCUGGGAGACCUGCAUGGAUGCAGAGCCCGAGCACUGAUGCUCCCAGCACGGGGGAAAAAAAAAAAAAAUCCAGAAAGUGUUCUGAAAAGAUUUGUAUUUUUUAAAAUGUCUGGGUCCCACUCUACAAUGUGCUCUCCAUCAAGUGAGUCAUUACUGAACCAAGGCAUGUUCGAUUGUAA
Molecule: messenger RNA, 918 nt
Organism: Pseudopipra pipra
Lineage: Eukaryota; Metazoa; Chordata; Aves; Passeriformes; Pipridae
Gene: CACNG1
Product: calcium voltage-gated channel auxiliary subunit gamma 1
Exons: 4
Coding region: 96-776 (226 amino acids)
Biological process (GO): regulation of calcium ion transmembrane transport via high voltage-gated calcium channel; calcium ion transmembrane transport
Cellular component (GO): L-type voltage-gated calcium channel complex; membrane
Molecular function (GO): voltage-gated calcium channel activity; calcium channel regulator activity
Source: RefSeq, a predicted model, not a curated record